AUGGAUGAACACUGUGCCAAUGAUAUAUAUUGCUAUAAGGUACCACGGACAGAUUCUGUCAGGACAUUAUUAUAUUGUCUUCUUUUUUUUAUUGAUAUUGUAAUAAUUGGUGGGAACCUUUUAGUCAUGGUUUCUAUUUCUCAUUUUAAACAGCUUCAUUCUCCAAACAAUUUUCUUGUUCUUUCACUGGCAACUGCAGAUCUUUUGGUGGGUGUUUGUGUUCUACCCUUCAGUGCUGUGAGGUCUGUUGACACCUGCUGGUAUAUGGGGGCUGCAUUUUGUAAGCUUCACGCCAGUGUGGAUUUCAUGCUUUGUACAGUUUCAAUUUUACAUUUAGGAUUCAUUGCCAUUGACCGCUAUUAUGCAGUAUGUGAUCCACUCUGUUAUACAACAAAAAUCAACUUCAGAGUGGUGGGUAUCUUUGUAGCUGUUGGGUGGAUAAUCUCAUUUAUGUACAGUUUUGGGCUAAUUUAUGAUCGUGCUUACUGUAGAGGUUAUGAAGAUUUGGAAGCCCAGUUGUCUUGUAAUGGUGAAAAAUGUAUUUUCUUAUUUAAUGAGACAUGGGCUUUAGUUAAUGCAUGUGCAUUUUUCAUACCUUGCUUUGCAAUAAUGAUUAUAUAUGGAAAGAUUUUCAAAGAAGCAAGUAGACAAGCAAGAAUGAUACAGAACAUGGAAAAUAAAAAGCAUAAUGUAGAAGAAAGCAAAAAUAAAAUCUCAAGAAACAGAGAAAGAAAAGCUGCAAAAACAUUAGGUAUUGUAAUGGGAGUGUUUCUUUUUUGUUGGCUGCCCUACUUUUUUAUGUGCUUGUAUGAUGCUCAUGGAAAAUUUUCAACAGCUCAGCCAGUGAUGGAAUUUGCUGGCUGGUUAGGUUAUACAAAUUCUGCUUUUAAUCCAAUGAUAUAUGCUUUUUUCUAUCCCUGGUUUAGAAAAGCUCUGAAAAUUAUUCUAACAUGUAGAAUAUUUAAUUCUAACUCUUCAACAUCCAGACUAUAUUCAGAAUGA
This is a messenger RNA of Polypterus senegalus (gray bichir), 1002 nucleotides long. Its product is annotated as trace amine-associated receptor 4-like. NCBI's taxonomy places the organism in Eukaryota, Metazoa, Chordata, Cladistia, Polypteriformes, Polypteridae. Bases 1 to 1002 code for a protein of 333 amino acids. Gene Ontology annotation, biological process: G protein-coupled receptor signaling pathway. The record is from RefSeq and is a predicted model, not a curated record. Gene Ontology annotation, cellular component: membrane. Gene Ontology annotation, molecular function: trace-amine receptor activity. The transcript has a single exon.